UCCUGUUGGGCAGAAACAAAGAACAAAUAGGAGAACGUAAAGGUCUGGAAUAUACUCAGCAGCAAAUUCCUUAUCUUUGUCGCUAUUUACAUCCAUAACCUUCGCCUCAUCCACGUUUCCGGCAGCUCGAGUGUAUGUGAUUCUAACAGGACUGUACUUUUCCAUCGAGGAAACAGGCAUGGAAAGGUUCAGUAAAUGGUUGGAUGCGAAUCAAUUAACCAGCUGUGCUUAAGGCCGAUUUUCCCACCUCGUUUCUGACGAAUGUGGACCUUCUUGGAAACUAAGGUUGCUGUGAAAAGAACUUCGAAUCAUCUGGUUGGGUUCAUCUUCAAGGGGAGAAAAAAGUUUGUCAAAUGUAUAGUGGCUCUGAGAAAUUGUAAAACAAAUAACCAAUUUUCCUCAUCACAGUUUAACGCCUAGAAUUGUUGUAUAUUUGAACAACAAACCCGGCAUACAACAUGUAAUAAGAAUUUGGAAUCCAAGUUCAGUUGAAUGGUGGCAUCUUCAACCCCAGGCCUGUUGAGGCGUCUCCUUCCAUAUGCUGUGUUCCUGACAGCUUUCUCUGUAGUCAUGAUGGUGCUUCUGAUGGCCACAGACAUACGCGCACCAAGACGACGAGCCUUUAACAUGACAGAUCUGGAUUUUCGAAAUGUGGCCCAAGAUGACCCUCAGUUCAUUACCUACAUUCGAGCGGUACAUCUCCAUUUGCCUUCGUCAUCACCUGGAAUGAGAAACUCCUCCGUAGACCCACCACCACAGACAAAAGUUGUGGCCAAACUUCUCCAGUUUAAGAAAGGUGGUAUAUUUGUUGAAGCUGGGGCAUAUCGACACAACCGAUCAUCUGACACUGAAUGGCUUGAAAGGGAGUUGAACUGGCAUGGUCUGUUGAUUCAACCCGAUCCAAAGGAUUAUCUUAUUCUCCGGUCCUAUAACAGGGUUGGAGCUCACUGCAUACAUGCUUGCCUUAGUCCAACACCAUAUCCCAAAGAGGUCACAUUUCGUGAAGCUGUGGAAGGUCCAGACAGGAAUCAGGAAUACGUAUUUACACGGGUCAAAUGCUUCCCACUCUUUUCUCUUCUUUUGGCCAUCAAUGCAACUGCUUUCAACUACCUCAGUCUUGAUGCAGAAGGGGCAGAAAUACAGGUGCUGAAAACCAUUCCAGCUGACAGAGUUCAGGUUGAUGUUAUUGGAGUGGCCAGGGGUGAAGAGGACAAAGACCCUGGAGCAUCCAGAGCACUGCUAGAUUUUAUGGCAAGUCGCAAAUAUGGCCUUGUUCACAAAUUCAGACAUAUGUACCUGUUCACAUCUGACAAUUUCAUAACCUAAUAUGCCAGUAAUUAAUGCAUAUUUUGUUAGUUAAUAUUUCGGGAUUAUGGGUUAGGAAAGUCCUGCUCUCAUAUAUAUAAUAAUCGCAUUAUUCUAAAUUAUCAUCUGAGCAAAAAGUAAACAUGACACCAGAAAACUAGAGCAAGAAUUGGGAAUACAUUCUUUCAAUAGAAUUAUAAAUUAUGAAUCUCAGUACAAGACAGAGUAGUGAAAUGGAUUUAUCCUGCCUUCUAACAAACAGUUGUUUCACAGAAAUAAACUGUAUUUACAUUACUUUAAUGUUGAUAAAAUUAUUAUUUUUGUUAUAAAAUGUAUUCAUUCAUAUUACUUUGUUCUUUACCAUAAGCAAUAUUUAUUCCACAAUAAGUGUCAUAUUUGUCAUUGUAUAAGACAUGUUUCAUUUCCCUCAGAAAUGCUCCGAAAAUCCUUAGAUAUCUUUUACUCUGAAGGUCUGUGACGUUUUAUAUUCUGUAUAUCAGCAGCCGUGAAUCCUUGUCACAGUUUUAAAAAAUCACAACAUUUGUUGGGAAGGAAAUGUAUCUUAUACACUGACAAGUGUGGUUUUUCAUUUAUUAUUAUUAUUAUUAUUAUUAUUAUUAUUAUAGGGCUGUUAACUAAUGAAGCAAACUGUACAUGUGAAAAACAUCUGUUCUGUUCUUCUUCUGCAGCAGCACUUAGAAUUCAAGGGCAUGUACAGUCUGGUUCAGUAGCCAAAAAUAACCCUACCAUACAUUACCUUCAGUAAGACAGAAAUGAAAACGCAGUGUUUCAGAAGGUUAAGUAAUCCUCAAAUUAUAUAUUCCUUAUAAAUAUCUGGGAGAAAGCAAUCUAUUUAGAAAGUUAUUACAUUAAUGCCCUUUCUAUACAUAAAUUAAAGGUUAUAUUUAGACCCUUGUAAAUGGAUUAGUAAUGUUUUUUUAUUUUUUUACUCUUUUUGCACAAAUUACCUUGAACUAAAUGCGUUAUUUGGAGGUUGUAUGUGAUCACAUAUUAUAUAUUCAAAAUUCCUGAAUUGAUUCCAGUGACAUACAGUAUUUGGGGGUACAGAAGAACCUCCAUAAUGUUCCUUAAGAGUUUCCUGCCAUUUAAUGUUCAAUUACAAUAAUCUCAGGGUUACAUUUCCUCCAUUUCAGGAUUUUCCUCAGCUUAGUGUUCAAAUCCACUGUUCUGCAAAGUAACCUUAAAUGGGUUUCACUUUAUAUGGUAAAUGUGUUCUUACUUAGUUACUCCUUGGUUCUAUAGUCCUCUUAAGAACAUGUUCCCUAAUUACAAGAGACGGUUGUUCCUUCAGUCCAACAUCCAUCAGUAGAUUUCUCAACAUACAUUGUUUUCAGAGGUAAGGUUACUUUCACUCAUUCCUGCAACCUGGAAGACCAGGGGCCCCUAUCCUUCAACCUAUUCAGAACGUGUAUCUCUACCAAGAAUUUAUGCCCACACUAGUGUAGCUCUCCAGGUGAUCAGCACAUGUAAUCCUCCCAAUCUCAUUAAGGUAGUAGUCCAGGAGAAGGAAUAAAUGUAUUUAGUCGAGCUUAAUUUCAGUGUGGGAGCCACAAUAGCUCAGUCAGUACAGCAACUAGACUAUGGGCUGGAUGGCUGAGGAGUUGGGUUUCGACUCCCGGUAGAGACAAGAGAUUCUUCUAUGCUCCAUAACAUCCAGACCAAUUCUGGGGCCCACCCAGCCUCUAAUACAAUGUGUAUUGGGUUUGUUCUCCUGGGGUGAGUCUGACAACUGUCCUCCAUUUAGUGGUCACGAAUGGUGGAACUAUACCUCCACUCCCACAUACAUCAUCAUGGUGUCAUGGUUAAUGAAUUAAUUAAGC
Molecule: messenger RNA, 3146 nt
Organism: Cryptotermes secundus
Lineage: Eukaryota; Metazoa; Arthropoda; Insecta; Blattodea; Kalotermitidae
Product: protein Star
Exons: 6
Coding region: 493-1326 (277 amino acids)
Source: RefSeq, a predicted model, not a curated record